Molecule: messenger RNA, 2226 nt
Organism: Aspergillus campestris IBT 28561
Lineage: Eukaryota; Fungi; Ascomycota; Eurotiomycetes; Eurotiales; Aspergillaceae
Exons: 2
Coding region: 1-2226 (741 amino acids)
Source: RefSeq, a predicted model, not a curated record
AUGCCGCCACAAGUCGAUAAACCGCCAUUGAUCAUUCCACCGCUGGAUUUGCGCAAGGGAGCCUCCGACCCUACGACUGAAACGGUUUCUAGGGAUGAGUGUGUAGCUCAUCUCAAGUUCUUGGCGGUAUUGGCCGACCUGCGUGAAGCGGUGGCCGGAACAGACGGCCUCUUCGGUCUGAUGGACCCAGACCCCAAAGUCUUCCUGGAAGAAACCAGCGAGGCUAGUGCCCGCAUCAAGGAGAAGCGAUGGGCGAUCUAUGUCACCCGCGCUGUUGACCGUUAUGCGGUGUGGUGGCGGACAUGCGUGCGAGCCUCGCGGGAGCCCGUCACAACCGUCGAUCUCGAUACGAACGCCUAUGACUACAUCACCGAAUGGAACAGUGAAAUACUCUGGUCUGCAGAGCGGUUGCCUCCUCUAGACGUCUUGAUGGUAUGGCAUGCACACAUGCUGAACCCGCGCGCCUUCUUGGAAGACUGCAUCCGAGACGGUAAGAUGGGCUUCUGGUGUACCGGCUUUCCCUGGGCAGUGAUUGACACGUGCAUCGAUAACCGAUCGCUGGAAUACGAGCCGGGCCAUGGCGCACGGGACUUUUUCCUCAAGCAGACUCGUUGCCCUUGGGACAAUCUCGUUGACUCGGCCCCCAAGUUCCUCAACUGUCCCGCUUGCAGCAAGGAGGUCGCCGUCCCUUGGACAAACGGAGCCAUCAAGCUUCCCCUCGUCGUGGCGUUCGAAGACUGCCAGGGAUACGCGGACAAGAACUUCCGUUCCCAAUGUCCCUCGUGCGGCAUCGUCAUCGAUCACGAGCGGCUCAAGAUCGCCAAGUUCCGAGAGGACGUACGUGCCCUCUACGACCAUAACCGACCCAUGCCGGGAACAUUGUACAGCGUCCGGGGAAUCCCCGAGGGCCGUCGGUCUACCAAGCGCGAACACGCACAGACGACCUUCCCGAAUCGAUUCGUCAAGGCCGCGUACGUGACGAUCCUCGAAGACACACACGCCAGCCAAAGCGGAGCGCGGUGCCCGACGAUGCUCAAGCUACGGGAGAACCUCGAGACGCAGCUCCGCAACAAGAACGUCCUGCGCACGGCCAACCCAGGUCUUCUCGUUUCGACCCUGAUCCCCGCCGAGAGGAUCGCGUUCCGGCGCAUGAUGUCGCGGUACUGGGACAAUGUGACGCCCUUCGCGUUGGACCUAGUCGGCGCCGUCAUCCGGCAGGGUACCUUCGUGCAGAAGAUGGACAACAUCGACUGGCUGCAUUCGCCCACAGUCAUGGAAACCAUGACACGGCUCAUCGCCCGCUACGCCGUCUUCUUCUACAUCAUGGCAAGCAACCCACGGCACAUGGCCGUGCCAACCCUCGACAUCGACCUCGCAUGGCACACGCACCAGCUCGCCCCACUCCGCUAUUUCGAGUUCUCUACCGCGCAGACCAAAAAAGAACGCCCGUUCCCCGUCUUAAUCGACCACGACGACAAAGUCGACGAAAACGCCCUCUCCGACGGCUUCGAAUGGACCAGCCGCAUGUACAAGAAAAUCACCAACGGCGAAAUCUACAGCGAAUGCACCUGCUGGUACUGCGAAGCGGUCCGCGUCUCCGACCUUCGCGACGGCAUCUUCGUCUCCUCAACUACCGCACGCGCCCGCACAGCCGCCGCCCGCCUCCACGACCGCCCAGACAUCUCCUCCAACCCGGACGAAAACCCACACAUCUCCGCCCACAGCGCCGUCCGCCCCACCACGUCCCGCCGAAUCAGCUCAGACCCGCGCCAAGCCAAAUUCCUCCGCCUACGCAGCGACUACGAGAAGGCGUGUCGGCGCGCGGAAAAGCGCGACCGCAAGGAAGGCAAGGAGCCGCGGAAACGAUCCGCCGAUGAGGCCGCCGUCGCGGGCUACCCGCUCAUGUGGGGGUAUCCGGUCUUCGUGCCUUACUAUGCGCCCUACACCUGCGACCCCAGCGUGCAUGCUAGUUCCUACGCGUGCAACCCCAGCUGUAUGAGCCUCGACUCGGGGGCGCAUGGCAACUGCGCCGCGGGGACGUGUGGAGGCGGUGUCGCGGCUGGAUCAUGCGGUGGGACGUCGGGCGGUGCAUGCUCUGGAGGGUGUGCGAGUGGGAGCUGCGGGGGAUCAUCCGGCGGUGGAGGAGGUUGUGGAGGAGGAGGAGGAGGCUGUGGGGGAGGAGGAGGCGGUUGUGGUGGUGGCGGUGGUGGUGGUGGUGGUUGUUGA